GGUAAGAUGUAUCGGCCACAACUGCGUUCUCAUCAUCGUCUUUUCGCUAGAAUAUGCUAAUGCAUUCACUCUACCGAUGACAGCGCGUCUAACCCUCUCUUCUUCAACAGCCCAUCACUCAUUUCUCAGAUCGUACCGAACACAGUCCUUUCAGCAACCUCAAUUGCUCCCCGAUUCGCCGCCGGCUUCUACCAAGUCCACGAUGCGCACUCACGUCUUCUUCGCCGCGGUGCUCGUCAUGGCCGUCAACUGGAUCGCCGUGCUCGGUCAGACUACCAGCGUUACCUCGUUGUUCGUCCCGUUCAUCCCGAACUUCGCCGUUGACGCUGCUUCGCAUGUCAGUGUAGUGAGCUCGCAUGCCUCCACUGUCGUCUACGCCAUGAGCAGUUCCAGCUUGACUUACGGACCAGGCUUCGUCGAGGUCCAGUACACCAUCGAACCGGCAUUCUCUCAGAGCAUAUAUUGCAACACUAUGGGUACUACUGAAGCAACCUGUACUAUGAGUUUGGGCGGAGCCGACUUUACGACCGACGGCGAAAAUCCUUUAACACUCACCUUCGGCGCUGAUCCGGGGGGGAACAUUCUUGAGGCCGUCACUAUUACCGCCGGCUUAGAGAAACUGGGCGUAGAGACCAGUGCGACUCCGGCCCCUUCUGCAACUCCGGCCUCUUCUGCAACUCCGGCCUCUUCAGCGACUGUGUCUUCUGCCGCGCCGACGUCUACUCCAGCCUGCACGGGCUUCUUCAAAUGUGGUACGGCCUGCUGCGGCGAUGGAUACAUCUGUGAAGAUGCUCGUAAAGCAAAAUGUGUUCUACUCCCCAGCUUCAGCUGGCUGCAACACUCAACCACCACACCUACUACAUCGUCCGCAGCGCGGAGCGGCACAAUCUCUAAUACCUGGGCUGGCUCAACCUCGACGACACUCUCCUCUGACUCAAGCACUACGACGGCACUCAUUACGGUCCUGGGAACUGCGUCCGAUACGCCAUCUACCGAGACACACAUUCACAUGACGACUUCCACUGCCAGAGCACCAUUCAGCAUGCCAGCAACCAUCACGCAUGUCAUGGGCGCCGGAGGCCACUACACGAUGGUCGUACCAGCUGCUGGCCUUGCAGGACUGUUCCUAGCGGCCUUGGCCAUAUGAUUUUCAAUGGUUCUACCCAAGCUGACUAAUCAAGAAUUAACCCCAGCUAAUUGUCCAGGGGUGGACUGUCUAGCGAGGUUUCGGAAUAGCUUGGAAUGAAUGAACUAAUUUUUGUACAUGCUAUCUUGCUCGCUACACUGUUCUGAUACCCUUUGAAGUGCUUCAACCCAUCUGAAAGGUUCAGAAGCUUUUCAUUUUGACAGCCCAGCCACCUGACUGAGACACCUCAGGCGGUGGUAGAUAGGUGUACAUGAACUCGCCUCUCACCUCUCCUCCUUAAAGUCGACUUCCUGAACAACUUCCCACCCCUCCCUAUCCUCUUCCAUCUCCUUCUCACCACUCUCAUACUUCCGCAACACCUCUCUACACCACCCCACCACCACCUCCC
Molecule: messenger RNA, 1535 nt
Organism: Mytilinidion resinicola
Lineage: Eukaryota; Fungi; Ascomycota; Dothideomycetes; Mytilinidiales; Mytilinidiaceae
Exons: 1
Coding region: 77-1147 (356 amino acids)
Source: RefSeq, a predicted model, not a curated record